UCAGAAUGCAUUGCGUCCGGAAGUUGCUGUGUUUCGUCGUUUUGCUGACGGAAACGUGUGUAACUUAGAAUCUUUACGACCUAAAAGUUAGAAUAUUGUGUCGGAGAGUCAACUCUAUAUAAGUGAGCAGUUAUGUGUUUACUCUUUGUUAGUGUAUGCGUGUAAUAUACGCUAUUUGAACCAGCUUUGGUCAUCAUUCUCCUUCGUGUAGUUAACAAUAGAGUCCAUAAUGUCGAAAAGGACGAAGUGGGAUUCCAAGGGAGAUUUAAACGAAUCAAAGAACCUGCCGAUCUAUCAACACAAGGCCACACUUCAGCAGGCUGUCAAAGACAAUUCAUUCUUGGUUGUCACUGGCGAGACUGGCAGUGGGAAAACGACUCAACUUCCCCAGUACUUGCAUCAAGCAGGAUUUUGGGGUAAUGGCAAGAUUGGCAUCACCCAGCCUCGGAGAGUAGCAGCCAUCACUGUAGCCCAGAGGGUAUCACAGGAGAUGCACUGCAGUCUGGGUAGGGAGGUCGGAUACCAAGUGCGCUUCGAUGACUGCACGACACAGGACACGGUGGUGAAGUACAUGACGGAUGGCUGUCUGCUGAGAGAGAUCCUGGCAGACCCUGUUCUGUCUCAGUACAGUGUGGUCAUUUUGGAUGAAGCCCAUGAGAGGAGCCUUAACACUGACAUUUUGCUGGGUCUGUUGAAGCAAACCCUCUCCAGUCCAGAUAAGGCCUAUAAGGGUCGCUCUGUCCCCCUGAAGGUGGUGGUAAUGUCAGCCACACUGGAGACAGACAAGCUCUCUGUGUUCCUGGGAGGCUGUCCUGUCUUCACCAUCCCUGGAAGAACCUUUCCCGUCACCUCCAAGUUUAGCUGUGCCAUAGGACCAAAAGAUGCAGAGAGCUCUGUUUACGUUAAAGAGGUUGUCAAGGUGGCAUUGGAUGUGCACACCAGUGAGAUGGCUGGGGAUAUCCUUGUGUUUUUAACAGGACAGUCUGAGAUUGAGAAGGCCUGUGACAUGCUGUAUGAGAAGGCUGAAUCCAUAGACUACCGUUAUGAUGUGCAGGACCAUAAAGUGGAGGGGCUGCUGAUCCUGCCCCUGUACGGAUCUAUGCCCACUGAUCAGCAGAAGCAGAUCUUCCAGCCUCCCCCUCCAGGUAUAAGGAAAUGUGUGGUGGCCACCAACAUUGCAGCAACGUCCCUCACCAUCAAUGGAAUAAAGUAUAUUGUUGACAGUGGGUUUGUGAAGCAACUCAACCACAACUCACGGGUUGGUAUGGACAUCCUCGAAGUGGUUCCGAUUUCAAAGAGCGAGGCCCUGCAGAGAGCGGGCCGGGCAGGGAGAACCUCUGCCGGGAAGUGCUUCCGGAUCUACAGUCCGGCGUUCUGGGAGAAGUGCAUGCCGGAGUACACAGUUCCAGAGAUCCAGAGGACCAGUCUCACCUCUGUCAUCCUCACACUCAAGUGCCUGGGAGUUCAUGAUGUCAUCAGGUUCCCUUACCUGGACCGUCCAGAGGAGAGGUUCAUCCUAGAAGCAUUGAAACAGCUUUACCAAUGUGACGCCAUCGACAGGAGAGGUAAAGUGACCCGGCUUGGUGAGCUGAUGGUAGAGUUCCCCCUGCCCCCAGGGCUGACCCGGGCCUUGCUCCAGGCUGCCUCCCUGGGCUGUGAGGACCUCCUGCUGCCUGUAGCUGCCAUGCUGUCUGUGGAGAACAUUUUCAUCAGGCCAGGCCAUCCAGAGAAGCAGAAGGAGGCAGAUAAGAAGCACAGGCAGUUGGGUGUGCAGGCGGGCAGCUGUAAUGACUUCACCAUCCUGCUCAGUGUGUUUGAGAAGUGCAAGGCCAGUGAUGCCCCUUCAGCAUGGUGUAAAGACAACUAUAUACACUGGAGGGCGCUAAAGUCAGCCUUCAGCGUGGAGACCCAGCUCAGAGAGAUCCUCCUAAGACUACAAAAGAUUUAUAAUCAGGGUAUGUGCGUCGUUUCCAGAAGAGAGAUUUCCCUAUGGAGAAGUUUGAUGGAAAUAAGAGUGAGCUGUUCAGGAGAUGUCUAUGCACUGGUUACUUCACCAAUGUGGCAAGAAGGUACGGCUUGUUUAAAAAAAAAUCCCAGUUAUGUUAAAAAGUCAAGAAAGAUAACCACAACAUUUUUGAGUUCUCUCAGGUCAGUUGGGAAGGUGUUUUGCACAAUGGAUGGGCAUGGAUCCAUGGUUCACAUUCAUCCAUCAUCAACGCUCUUUGACCAGGAGGCCCAGCUCGACUGGGUGAUCUUCCAUGAUUUGCUGGUCACCUCGCGGAUUUACAUCCGGACGGUGUGCCCCAUCCGCUAUGACUGGGUGAAGGACCUGCUUCCUAAGCUCCAUGAGGUGGAUGUGUACGAGCUGAGCAGCGUGGCCAGAGAGGAGGUGACGGACGAGGAGGUGGCCAAGUGGGUGACCAAGGAAGCAGCUAAAAGACAAACUGAGGGGUCUGCUGAAGACGUGUUCAAGAAAUUGGAGAAACGGAAUGAUGAAAGCUCUGUGAAUGAUGCCCGUGCUCGCUACCUACAGAGAAAACAGGAGCGGCAACAAGGCAAAGCAUCGUGAGAGAGGAGGAGGACAUUGGACACUUAUCCUCAGGGGAAGAAAGACUCAGUUAUUGGACUGACCAGGAUAGAAUAAUCUCCACUCAGGGGUUAAAAGCUUGUCUGUUAUAAUAAACUGCACAGGUGUUGUUCUGAACAAUGUUUUACAACACAGAAAUUUGAGAGUUCAGGGUCAAACAUGGUCCUUGGUAGCUCAGCUGGUAGAGCAUGGUGCUUGUAACACCAGGGUAGUGGGUUUGAUUCCUGGGACCACCCAUAUGCAAAAUGUAUGUAAGUCACUUUGGAUAGAAGUGUCUGCUAAAUGGCAUUUUUUAUUAUUAUAUUUAAACAUACAUCAAUAAUGGACUAGGUGCAGAUAAUGAAUUAUUGUAGUCAUAUCAAAUGUCUACUAAUGCAGAUGUGUUAUGCUAUGUUUUCUUUUAGUUUCAUACUCAUAACGUUUUUGUCUUGAGUAAAUAUUACCAGUGGAGGGCCUCUGCAACCGUUCUCUACUGGUUUUAGGACAGUUACAGAAUCACAUACAGUUUUCAAUAUGUCACCCAACAGUGUUGUCAAAUCAGCACAUUAGAGAACAGGAUAACCACGGGCCAUUUAUUUUGUACAACUCUGUCUCUUAUGUAAUAAAGGUUCAUUUCGUAUUUC
Oncorhynchus nerka (sockeye salmon) is the source of this 3210-nucleotide messenger RNA. It is a transcript of the gene dhx40, whose product is annotated as DEAH (Asp-Glu-Ala-His) box polypeptide 40. NCBI's taxonomy places the organism in Eukaryota, Metazoa, Chordata, Actinopteri, Salmoniformes, Salmonidae. The record is from RefSeq and is a predicted model, not a curated record. Gene Ontology annotation, molecular function: helicase activity; RNA binding; ATP hydrolysis activity. The transcript has 16 exons. Gene Ontology annotation, cellular component: intracellular anatomical structure. The coding region runs from base 230 to 2569 and encodes 779 amino acids.